CCCAACAUCAUUUCCAAAAAUCCAAGAGAAAAUCAAAGGAAACAAAAAAAAAUGGAGCCAUCCGCAAAAUCAAUUCCAAUCAAAGAUCUUUUAGAUGCACCACUUAAUGUCAUCAAUUUUGAAAUUUCAGAGAUUUCUCCUCAGAAAAUUUUCGGUUACUUUUCAGUGACCGAAAAAUGUUGCAACCCUUUUGAGGUGUUGCAUGGUGGAGUCUCGGCUCUAAUAGCCGAGUCUCUGGCUAGCAUAGGUGCCUACGUGGCGUCCGGAUUUGAUAGGGUGGCUGGAGUCCACGUCAGCAUCCACCACAUAAAAAGUGCAAAUCUUGGUGAAAUUGUGUAUGCUGAGGCUAAACCUCUCAAUGUUGGAAAAUCAAUUCAUGUUUGGGAAGUGAAUUUGUGGAAAAAUAAUUCUUUAAUUUUAGGGGAAAGAAUGUUGAUUUCUUCAUCAAGAGUUACUAUCAAGACAAACAUGCCUCUACCUAAAAAUGUCAAAGAAGCUGCUAUGAAUAUAAUGAAGCAUGCCAAGUUAUAAUUAGGUCUGGAUAACGAAUCAAGUUCAAUCGAUCUUGUUAUAGAGUUUAUAUUGAUUUGAUCGAGUGGAAUCAAAUUCAGUUAAUCUUGCAAUAAAGUUUGAGUCAGUUGAGUUUGUAAUAAACUUUAAGUUUGAAUGCAUCUAGUCGAGUCGAAUUCAAUCAAGUGAGUUGAGUCAAGUAAGCUUUGUUAGUUGUGAAUUAGAAACUUUUAGAGUUUGUUUGGUUAUUUCAAAUUAUGUAAUUAUCUGGUCGGUAUAAAAUUUAAUACAAUUUCUUACUUUAUCUUAAA
This is a messenger RNA of Solanum pennellii, 821 nucleotides long. Its product is annotated as 1,4-dihydroxy-2-naphthoyl-CoA thioesterase 1-like. The record is from RefSeq and is a predicted model, not a curated record. The transcript has a single exon. Gene Ontology annotation, biological process: phylloquinone biosynthetic process. Bases 52 to 531 code for a protein of 159 amino acids. Gene Ontology annotation, molecular function: 1,4-dihydroxy-2-naphthoyl-CoA thioesterase activity. Lineage: Eukaryota; Viridiplantae; Streptophyta; Magnoliopsida; Solanales; Solanaceae. Gene Ontology annotation, cellular component: peroxisome.